CAGUGACGAGAGAUUAUACCUGUGAGUGGGUGGAUACAAUCGUCAAGCAGUGAAGCCCUGUGGCGUGUCAGUUUUACAUCCUGUGGAUCUAAGGAAACAUUCAGCAGCAGUCGUCGGCGCUGAAGUGUUGAAUAUGCUGAAACUACUUCUAAUCACUUUGACUUUUUAUGAACUCAUUGUUCAUGUGAAUGCCUACAACUGCCCAAAAGGUCAAAGAAUCGCAAAAGAUGGCAAGAGCUGUGAGAGCUGCCAAGAUAAUACUUACCAGCCGGAAGACAAUCGUUCCCAGCGCUGCAAAGCAUGCACACAUUGUGAUGAAGACUCUGGGAGUUUUGUUAAAAAGCAGUGCACGAAAACGACAAACACAAAAUGUCAGUGCCGUGGAGAAUUUGUUCCCUUCGACAAUGAUUCUUCCACUUGCAAAUGUGACACUGGAUUUGGACUACAGGGCCGAGUGUGUUCAAAAUGUAAAGAUGGAUAUUUCAACGCAGGAAUCAACUUGCCCUGUAAAAAAUGGAAAGAAUGUAAAUCAGGAGUGAAUAUUAACGGCACCAACAAGUCAGAUGUCGUCUGUAAUGAUGAGUCGAAGGGUAACACUUAUGUCACUACACCUCUCAUGACAAGCACGACAGUUUCUCUAAUGACACGCUUAACAUCGAAACGUCCACAUGAGGGGGCCGUAACUCAGAAGAUGCGGACCACCACCACCACCACCACCACCACCCCAUCUACUCCCAGACACCCCGCCACUACAGAGGAGAAAAUUCAGCCUUUCCAGCCUUCAAACGCAGGUAUGGCCCUCCUCAUAGUUGGAAUAGCUAUACUGCUGAUACUGACCUUGGUGACCUGCAAGCUGCACAUUGCUCCUUGCAUGGAGAAACAACCAGCAGUAAAAAAAAAUGAGUCGUUGUGUCGGAGGCCAGUGGAAGAAAGUGGCGAUGACAGUCUGUCCUAUCUCAAACUGAAUCCAGGAGAGCCUUGAGGUGAAACUUUAAAAUCUGUCAAUUUGUGCUGUGAAUUUUAAGAUCAGAGAAUCAUCAUAUGAAUAAAUAUGCACUGAUCAUGUUUUCCUCAGAUUGUUCAUCUUACAUGAGAAAAUACAUCAGACAAACUUUUUACUGUAUCUGUAUUAUAGCAGAUGUAUUCAAGAUUAAUAUCUAGUUGUCAAUAUUUGACUGGGUUGUAAUAGAAUAUUGGGUGAACCAUACGAAAGAUUUGUAUGUGUCAUACCUCACAUUUCAUGUCAUUUGAAGUAGUAAAUGUAGUUUGUACUAUUGUUUAUUUCUUUCUUUAGAAACAUAAUUUAAUCAAUAAUUCACUUUCUAUGUAACCUUAAUAUUUAUUACAAACUUGGAUAUGCAGAGUUUUGUAACAACCUCAGGGAUCAUGCCACUAAAUGUCUUUGUAGUAGUUCAAACAUUCUUUGCUUUUUUUUUUUAACCUUGUGAUCUUCUAUAAUGUGAAAUGGUUUAAUGGGGCAAGGACACAUUUCUGAGAAAUAUACAGCAUGAAAUAUGGUUUAUAGUGAAGGUAGUAACAUUAAAUACCAUAGAGCCAAAUUAUUAUGAACUGCUGGAGAGCCUUUGAAAAAUCUUCAUGAAGUGUUUCUCUAUUUUUAUGUCUGUUUUGUUUAUUCGACUCUGUUCCUCUAGUAGCAGGUCUGUCUGGCUGAGAACAGUAAAAAAAAAAUGCUUUCAGUAGUAUGUGGGUUGGGGAGUUCCCCAUGUGUCUCUUUUUCCCUCUGAAUAGUUCGUCUUGUGUUUUAGUUAAGCGGUUGGAAAGAUUGAUCUUGUAUAUGCAUUGUUGUUUAGACCUCACUGGAGACUUUCCCCAGACCUGUACAGUGAGAGGAGUUAUGAAAGCACACCCUUGAUGUUUACAUUCAUUUGUGUUUUGAUAAGAGAUGUUGUGUAUGUACCUGUCUGGCACAAUGUGACUAUAAUAAUCUACUUGGAAAAGCAGAAGUCUGGUUCCAGCUCAUUGAUUCCUUUAACAGUGCCCUCUGCUGGAAUACUUUAGGAAAAAAUAGAGGAAUGCCCUCUAUUGUUUUAUAUCACCUUAAACCUUACAAAUGCAUGACAUUUAUAUAAAAGGAGUAUGUGACUCAUUUUCAAACGUAUCCUAAUCAAGAUACAUCAUUCACAGGAGUUUAUGCUAGUUUUUGCUUACCAUCUACUUUGUAUUUUUCUGUUUAAAAUAUCAAUAACUACAGUAUAUCUGUGAAAUAAAGUGUGUAUAUAUAAUAAUUAUACUAAGUAGAAGUAUAAUACGUACUGCUAGUAAUACUCAAAUGCUCAAAAGCUCUUCACUUAUUUACAGUAAAUUCAUACUUUCCACAACUUUUAAAACAACAAAUAGUAAUUAGUAGUUGUUAUCUCACUCUUAUUGUAAUGCAUUUUUUGUUUCUGAUAUUUUCUUUUCUGUUUUCAUAUAGCUGUGUGAAUUAAGAUUUUCUAUAAAUAAAGUUGCCUUAAAGUACAA
Molecule: messenger RNA, 2481 nt
Organism: Dicentrarchus labrax (European seabass)
Lineage: Eukaryota; Metazoa; Chordata; Actinopteri; Moronidae
Product: tumor necrosis factor receptor superfamily member 4
Exons: 7
Coding region: 134-982 (282 amino acids)
Biological process (GO): signal transduction; apoptotic process; immune response
Cellular component (GO): external side of plasma membrane; membrane
Molecular function (GO): transmembrane signaling receptor activity; cytokine binding
Source: RefSeq, a predicted model, not a curated record